Molecule: messenger RNA, 965 nt
Organism: Neohortaea acidophila
Lineage: Eukaryota; Fungi; Ascomycota; Dothideomycetes; Mycosphaerellales; Teratosphaeriaceae
Exons: 1
Coding region: 108-734 (208 amino acids)
Source: RefSeq, a predicted model, not a curated record
CUCCCCUCUACUACCAUACUUAUUCAACACGGAGGGACAUGGUAGCAGCGGCGAGAAGCACUCCUGAUCAGUUCGGCGUAUUGAAGAAUGAGGCAGGCUGAAAGACCAUGGCCGAUUCGUGUUGCUCUCAACUCCUGACCCUGAGUCAGCAAGCGCAGGCCAAGAGCUGUGCAUUGAACGACAUCACGCCGCAACCACAGCGAAAGAAAGAUCCUUCUUGCCAUGACCAUGACUUUGCAAACAUUGCACCUUCAACCUCACAACAAGCGAUUGCGUGCUCGAGCUUAACAAGCUCGCCAUCCUACCAAGUCGCCUGCCCUGUCUUGAAGGCCGCCCGUUUGCGCUGUGCGUGCCGAGCAGCCAAGUUGAACAGCUCCGCCCUCCAAGUAUGCCGCGCUCAGCAUUGCCACAGCGCAAACGUCACUGUAUCCCGCAUGUACAUGCUCUGCAAUCGUUCUGGCCAGUGUUCAGAGAACUACCGCGGCCUUUACCGGUGGAGUGGCGUUUCUCGACGAGCAGUCUCGACGGCUGCACAAGACUUGCGAGUCGGCAGGGCCCAUUGGCAUAGUGGAUCUCCGCGACAUGUUACCGCGUGCACGUUUCGAGACUCUUGUAGCCAUACCGGCUAUCGUGCUCGAGCAGACCGACUCUUCUCAACGCCUCGUCUCGCUGGUCAAGCCUCAUGCAUUGGCGGUAGAUUGGCAGACUCGAUCGCGUGCGCAGUGCUGAGUUGAUAUAAGAGAGCGCAAUCGGUAGGUAGGUUGUUGCGUGCUCAUCUUCUUUGCUCCUCAUCUCUCAAUCCGCCCGUCAUGGCACAGUUCGAGGGAAAGUAUGACGUUCCAUACAGCAGCGGCAGCGGCAGCGGUGCCGCCAGCGAAAUUGGUUUCAAUGCAGAGCGUGACUGGCAGCCUGAGGAGGAAGCCAAAGCGAAGAGAAAGUGAGUGCUUAGUAUCGCCUGAUCCCGA